AUCCUGGUAACACACGAGCACUACAUAUUAUAACUGUUUUAUCGCAUAGUUUAUCAUUAAAAUAUAUAUAUCAUUUUCAUUUAAAUUUGUUUAUUAUUAUUUUUACUAUUUUGAUUCCCUUUCUGCGCCUCGCUGACUGAAACACUAAAACUUCUGUUUUAGAAAAUGUGUUCCCCAGAUAAAAGUACCCAACAAAUUUCUGCAUUGGUUUUCAUUGGCCAGACAUAUUGUAAAACUUGUUGUUUUGUUUGUAAAAAAAAUCAAAGAAAAAGAAACAUUUGAGAAAUCUCAGAAUUUCAUAUAUUUCAUGUAUUUCUGAAUUUGGCAAUAACUAUCAAGUUUUUGAAAUAUUCUAGUUUAUUUAUUCUUUUACUUUAUAAAUGUAGGUGUUUGUGACAAUUCUUUCUCUGUGAACUGUAAAUUGGAGCUAAAAUCAUCUUUUCUUUGAAAGGAAAAAAUUAUACUCCCUUGAUAGGGCCUCAAUAGAGAAAAAGUGUUCCGAUAUAUAUCGGAACAGUUUUACUGUGCUGAUAUAUAUCGGAACACUUUUUUUCUUAUGAAACUCCAUAGAGAUUUCCGUGUUGAUAUAUAUCGCAACAGUUUUGUAAGAUAUCAGCACAGUUUUGUAGUAAUAAUGUGUGUUACUAUGUAUAACAUGCUGCAAAGAUCAAAGGAAAAUUGCCGCACUAUGCGAUAAAACUGUGGUAGAGUAGCUCAUUUCUUAUCAUUUAUUAUGUGAUGAAACCUGUCAAAACAUGCAGAAUGUUAUAUCUUAUUUAUAUUAACAUUUGUCCCAAUUUCUAACAUAAUUUUUUAUACCUGCAAAUAUAAAAGUUGAAGUAAUACUGCAGGGGGUUCAAGCAGUUCUGACAAUGAGAAAGAGUUGUAGAUGGUCAUCAUUUGCCUGAGCCUUAGAUAUUGUCCGAAGAGACACCAAAGAGGCACCGUAGGCAACAGUUCCACCAAUAAAGCUGCAAAGACGCCUUAUGAGCUAAUCUGUGUGCUGUGUGAAAACCAAACCAAACAGAGCAAGAAAGCUGCUGAAUGUAACAAGUUACUGGACAGUUAUACAUGCACGAACCAUGAGGAUGACAUAUUCUGUAAGGCAUGCUAUGGCAAGAAAUUUGGACCCAAGGGUUACGGGUUUGCUGGAGGUGCGGGAGGGCUGUCAAUGGACACGGGGAAACCGUACGAAGUUACACGUGGGAAUGUGUCAAGCUACCAGCAAGCCCAGGCAGCCCCUACACUGGAGAGGAAUGGGGGUGGAGGUAGAUGGGGAGGUGGAGAUGCGUGCCCUAGAUGUAAAAAGCAGGUGUAUUUUGCAGAGGAAGUGAGGGCAGUAGGCAAGAAAUGGCACAAAAUGUGCUUAUCAUGUGCCAAAUGUAGUAAGAUGCUGGACAGUACCUCCUGCACUGACCAUGAGGGUGAAGUGUUUUGUAAGGCAUGUCACACAAAGAUGUUCGGACCCAAGGGUUAUGGGUUUGCAGGUGGGGCCUCAGGAUUGUCUAUGGACACAGGAAAAUAUGGGGAGGUGACAAGAGAGAAUGUAUCUUCAUUCAGUCAGGCCCAAGCUGCACCAUUGCUAGAGAACGGUACAAAUAAAUUUGGUGGAGGAGAGCUGUGUGCAGCCUGUGGGAAAACCGUCUACUUUGCAGAGAAAAUUAUGGGAGGAAAUAGUACAUACCACAAACAGUGCUUUAAAUGUGCUGCCUGCAAAAAAGGUCUUGACUCUCACACCAUGACACAGAGGGAAAAUGAUGUCUUCUGUAAAAGUUGUUACAGUAAACACUUCGGACCAAAAGGAUUUGGAUUCGGAUCAGCCUUACAACAUACCUAAAUUUGUGUAAACAUAAUUAACACACAUUCAUUGUGUAAACAUACAGAUGAACUAUUGUUGCUGUCUGUUGUUGUUGUUAUUUGGAUAUUAUUAAAGGAUCAUGCAUUUUCUGGGAGACUUCCUUACAGUCAUUAAUGGAUCUUUCACAGGAAUUCUACAGGAACCAGUCAAAUAAAACAGUGGAUGUUUCAUAGGAAUUCUAUAGGAACAAGUCAACUGGAGCUUUUUAUGUAAAGACUAUUGCACUAAUGUUUUUAGAUGAAGCUUUUUUACUGGUUUUGAUUGCUUGAAAUUAUGUCACGUCUUUACUCAUGUUGAAGACUUUACAAUCUUUACUUAUUUUAGACCAUUAGUUACAAAAAAGGCAUGCCUUUCAUAUCUAGACUUUAUCUAACAAAUGCCAUAAUUUUUGGAUUUUUCAUGAUUGACAGAUUUUACUUUAUUUGUAUAUUUGCAAGUGUCGUAGUUCGGUUAUGCAUGUAGAAACACCAAAUUGCCAUUGCUUUUGAUAAGAAAAAACAAAAAAAUACAAAAUUUAAUCAGUAUGAAUAUUAUUACGCAGCACCCACAAAAGAUGAAGGUGCUAGUAUAUUGUGCUGUUUUCACCUAUUUAUUAUGAUUUUGUUCCAUAAAAUGAAAAGGAAGUGAGCUUGUUACAUUUUUUGAUUAAGAACAUGUCGAGGCAAAUUGCUGUUUGUACAUAUUCAGUGUCAGAUGUUUUUGCUUUACCCUUUUAUGUCCAUGGUUACGAUUUCAUUAUUUGUUAAGACUGUUUCUGUUUUAAGAAAAAAUAUCUUUUUUAGCUCACCUGAGCACGAAGUGCUCAAAGAUGAGCUUUAGUGAUCACCCUGUGUCCGUCGUCGUCCGUCAGUCGUCAACAAUUUGACUGUUAACACUCUAGAGGUCACAUUUUUGGCCCAAUCUUAAUGAAACUUGGUCAGAAUGUUACCCUCCAUAAAAUCUUGGACGAGUUUGAUAUUGGGUCAUCUGGGGUCAAAAACUAGGUCACCAGGUCAAAUCAAAGUAAAAGCUUGUUAACACUCUAGAGGUCACAAUUUUGACCCAAUCUUAAUGAAACUUGGUCAGAAUGUUACCCUCCGUAAAGUCUUGGACGAGUUCGAUAUUGGGUCAUCUGGGGUCAAAAACUAGGUCAGCAGGUCAAAUCAAAGGAAAAGCUUGUUAACACUCUAGAGGUCACAUUUUUGGCCUAAUCUUAAUGAAACUUGGUCAGAAUGUUACCCUUAAUAAAAUCUUGGACGAGUUCGAUAUUGGGUCACCUGGGGUCAAAAACUAUGUCAACAGGUCAAAUCAAAGGAAAAGCUUGUUAACACUCUAGAGGUCACAAUUUUGGCCCAAUCUUAAUGAAACUUGGUCAGAAUGUUAUCCUUAAAAAAAGUCUUGGGCAAGUUUGAUAUUGGGUCAUCUGGGGUCAAAAACUAGGUCACCAGGUCAAAUCAAAGGAAAAGCUUGUUAACACUGUAAAGGCCGCAUUUAUGACUAUAUCUUCAUGAAACUUGGUCAGAAUGUUAAAAUUGAUGAUCUUAAGGUCCAGUUUAAAUCUGGGUCAUGUAGGAUUAAAAACUAGGUCACCUGGUCAAAUCAAAGGAAAAGUUAAUUAACACUGUCGAGGCCACAUUUAUGACCAUAUCUUAAUGAAACUUGGUCAGAAUGUUUAUCUUGAUGCUCUUUAGGUCAAGUUUAAAUCUGGGUUAGCUGGGGUCAAAAACUAGGUCACUAGGCUAAAUCAAAGGAAAAGCUUGUUAACACUCUAGAGGCCACAUUUAUGACUAUAUCUUCAUGAAACUUAGUCAGAAUAUUAAACUUGAUGAUCUUUAGGUCCAGUUCGAAUCUGGGUCAUGUUGGGUCAAGAAUUAGGUCAUGGGGGCAAAUCAAAGGAAAAGCUUGUUAACACUCUAGAGGCCACAUUUAUGACUGUAUCUUCAUGAAACUUGGUCAGAAUGUUAAACUUGAUGAUCUUUAGGUCAAGUUCGAAUCUGGGUCAUGUUGGGUCAAAAACUAGGUCAUGGGGUCAAAUCAAAAGAAAAGCUAGUUAACACUGUAGAGGCCACAUUUAUGAACAUAUCUUGAUGAAACUUGGUCAGAAUGUUAAUCUUGAUGAUCUUUAGGUCAAUAGGUCAGGUGAGCGAUACAGGGCCUUCAUGGCCCUCUUGUAAUUAAUAUUAGUGCACUUUCAAUUGUUAGCUUACACAUCAGUGUAGCAGUGGUAAUUGAUUAUGUAUUUGUUGAAGGUGUCCAUGCCAAUUUGUUUACACGUUUAAUGUGUAUUUACUUCUUUUAGGGAUUUUAAGCAGGUGUGUUUGUAUAGUUAAUGAUACUGAGGAAUAGUUGUUGUGAAAACAUGUGUUUUAAGUGUGAGUAAAUUCUCUUCUAACAAACAGAUAUAGUGUUCAUUCAUUGACAGAUACAUUUCUAAAAUAAAAAUUGGUGUAUUGACAAAAAGCACUGUAAGAUGUUUAACCAGUUUUUGAGGAUAAAUUUUGUAUAAUGUAGAAAAAUAAUUACGUUGUGUUCUGUGUAUUUUGUGAACUAAAAUUUAAUGGCAUUAGUAUACAGAAUAAUUGGGCAUUUGAUACGUUGCAAUAUUGGCAAGAUGCAUUGUAAUUUUUUAUAUGCACAUUUUCAAAAAAUGAACCACAGGUUUGCACCUAUGCAUCAUACUGUUUGUGACUUGUUUAUCUGUGUACAAUGGGAGAUAUUUUUGUAAGACCAUUCGGGCAUAUGGGUUGAAUGAUUUAAUUAGUUGAAAGCAGAAAAUGGAAUCGUGUUGCCAAUAUCUGGUUUCAGCCAGACCUUGUGUGACAUACCAUUGUUAUUGUACAUUCCAAUAUGGAAUCAAGUUUAUAUAUGAUACAAUAUAUGUAAGAGUCAUUUGUAGAUCUAAUACUUUGAUACAUUGUUUCAUUAUUUUGUACAAAAUAUCAAGUGCACUUCCUUUAUAAAAUAUUGUCCUACAAUUCUCUUGAAAAACUAAAUUCGAAACACACUUACAAAAGUGUAUAUUAUUCUUAAAAGACCAAUGUAAAUUUAGGAAAUAGCUCAAUCUUAUAUGUUGGGUGCAAUGACCAAAUAUGUAGAAGAUCAAAGCUGUGAUCAUCUUGAAGUACUAUGUAUACACUUUUUAAACAGCAAUGGCAUGCAUUUAGUGGUAAUUAGCUUAACUUGAUCAAGUAGUUUAUCUUUUAUUAUAGAAACAAUAAUGCAAUGUUGAGUCUAGUUACAAGAAAUACUCUAAUUAUAGCCCAGAAUUCACAUGUAUUAAAAGAGAAAAAGAAGUUUAAUUGUAUAUUAAAAGGGAUAUAGGAAUAAAACAUUUAUAGAUUUUACUUAGUAUUGUGUGAUGGAUGGUUCGAUGAGAUUUUAUUGCUAACAUGCAUAUCAGUAAAAAGCAUUAGUAAGAGCGUGAGUGAAUAAGGUAAAGCUCUUCUUGCAUAGGGGCCUCUGUGGCUAAGUGGUUAAGGUCCCUGACGUUGAAUCACUUGUCCGCACUGUUAUGGGUUUAAAACUUUGCUUAGGAUGAUGGAGCCAUCCAGCAGGCUUGCAAAAGGCAGAUGUUUCUACUCAUGGCUGAGGGUCUUCCUCAAGAUAUAUGAAAAAUCACCAUAUGACCUAUAAUUGUAUCAGUCUGUAUCUAAAAAGGAUUUCUCUCUAUCUGUUCUGGGGGCUUUAUCUCACUCUGUCCCUCUGUCAGAUCGCUUUGUGUCUGUAUUAGUAGAGGAUGAAUGUGGCUGCCUUUGCUAUAUGUAAAGAGCCUUUGAACGUGUUUAUCAUGAAAAGGGUGCUAUAUAAAUCUGGUAUAAUAAUAAUAAUUAUCAGUGUGACAUUAAACAUAACAAAAACUUAAAACCUUUCUGCAUAAUGGUUCUGCCAAGCAUGCCACUGUGUUCAGUAAGACUUUAUAUUGUAAAAUAAGAUAUGCAAUUGAGAAUUCUUGUAAAUAGACCACAUGACCAAUUUUAUUUUCUGAAAAUUAUUAUUUUAAAUGAAAAUCAUACUUCUUAGUAUUAAUAUAAAAUGUUAGCUAGAUGUCCGGUUCACUUGCACAAUGUAAAAAUGAAAUUUAGUAUUUUACUUACGGGUCAUAGUUGUGGUACACUUAAACUACUGUUAAUUGAAUAUCUGAAAAUAUACUAUAUUGGAGUAUGUCUUUUCACGUAUUGUUGAUUGUUGCCAUAUAAUUAUAAUAUUGAAACACAGCUUAUGAGUAACUAAUUCUAUAUCUACAGAUAUAUGUUUUACUUUCUUAAUGUUGUCAGGUCUUUAAUGUAGAUAAUUUUCAUUUAUAUAAUCAAUUUUCAUUUAUAUACAGUCAUAUUUAAAUUAUUGAUAUAAAUGGCAGACAUUAAUAUUUUAUCUAUCUUUAUUUGGACCAAAUUUUAUAUUUACACAAUUUAUUGACCAGCUACAUAUGUUUUACUAUAUUUUAUUGGUUGUGAAUGUUACGUUGAUGUCUUGUAUUUUCCCCGAGUGUUUGGACACCCUGUUUUGGGAGAGGGGAACGAGUAUGUUCUUAUAAAUUAAACAUUUUAAACUUCCAAGAUAAAAGGAACAGAAUAAAGAAUAAAGGACACAGUUUGAAUCAAUCUUUUGAUCAAUUGUAAAAUGAUACCUGUCAAUUGAGUAUAUGUCAAAUAAAGCUUUGAAAGUCUUGUCUAAAACUGCUGGCCCAUUAUUAAAAUAAUUUCACAGCAAUGGUCUUAAAUGAUCCUCUACAAAAUUCUUUCAUAUCAUUUUGUUUUGUAAAAAAUCAUUGCUUCCAGUGGGCAGGACUAGUUUUCCCCUAUAUGGCUAUAUGGCAAACUUUGAAAAUCUUCUCUAAAACAUUUUGCUUGAGUUUAAAGUAAUUUCAUAGCACUGUUCCAUGGUAGACCCUCUACCAAAUUCCUCUGAUAAUCCUGUUUGGUUAAAAAACAUGGCCCCAGGGGGCGGGGCUAGUAUACCUCAUAUGGCUAAACAAAGUUCUGAAAAACUCUUCUCUGAAACUGCUGGCUCAAAUUCAAUAAUUUCACUCAACCACCCACUCCUACAAAAUUUAUCAUUUUUUCUGUACUCUAAGUUUCUUAAUACUGUCUCCUAGCAUCACAUCCUCCUCCUCCCUCUCGCCCCACCCCUGUUACCCCGUCAGCCCAUCCCCCUAAAAAAAAGGAAUAUUUGUUUUUUACUGUUUCUUGAUAGUGUCUGUUAGUAUCCUGUGUCACACAUGUUGGAUACUCCUCUAGAAGAAUGUUUGUGAUGUUAGUAUGAUACAGCCCGCCCACUUAGCUCAGUAGGUAAGAGCGUUGGUCUACGGAUCGCGGGGUCGUGAGUUCGAUCCUCGGGCGGGGCGUAUGUUCUCCGUGACUAUUUGAUAAACGACAUUGUGUCUGAAAUCAUAAGUCCUCCACCUCUGGUUCAUGUGGGGAAGUUGGCAGUUACUUGCGGAGAACAGGUUUGUACUGGUACAGAUUCCAGGAACACUGGUUAGGUUAACUGCCCGCCGUUACAUGACUGAAAUACUGUUGAAAAACGGCGUUAAACCCAAAACAAAUAAAUAAAUAAAUGAUACAGGAGACGUUCCAAUUCCAGAAGCUGCUUUGGACCGUUAACAUCUUUGGUGUAAGGCACCCAUAUACACAACUCUUGUCUGAUGAAAAAAUGUUAGUAGUUUUAGUUUGAGCAGCAGGGGCUCAAACUUGUAAUCCCCAUUAGUAUCAUAGUCCUGAAUCUUACAGCUGGACCAUUGUGUCUGCAAUUUAUGUACAUGCCGACAGCUGUUUAAUCUUAAGAAAUUUUCUGAUUUCUUAUCCAUGGAAUGUACCCAGCUGGAUUUGCCAGCACCACAAACUAGUUGUUUAAUGCCUUGUAAUCUUUUUUUCAUCUCUACCUGUAUUCACAUUUAAAUGUCUGUUAACAUUGCUUUUAUAUGCACUUGAAUCACUGUUUACAGAAUAAUUUUCAAGUGAAGGAAAAUGUGCAUCAUUUUGUAUCUUUGUUUAACUAUACCAAUUGUAUUGCCUAUCCUUAAUCUUGAAAGAAACAUUAUUUGACAGUUCUGUAUAGCCAACAGACUAACUGCAUUAUUUUGGUCAUUGAAAUAUUUAUUAAGUAAUGGCUUUCACUGCGGCACAGAGUUCAGCUUUACUGUAGAAAAACGAAAAUAUACCAUCCUGUCAUUCAAAAUAGGUCUUUAAGUUGAAUUUUAUUUUGGUCUAUGAUUUAUAAGCAAUGCCAUAGUCAUGCAGUGUAACUAAAUAAAAAAUGGAGUAAAACAAACAGUAUGACUGUCAGUACAGAAAUACAAGCAUACUUCUAAUUUUUUAUGCUCCCUUUGAAGAAGUAGAGGUAUAUUGCUUUGCACCUGUUGGUUGCGUUGGUUGGUCCGUUGGUUGGUAGAUCGUACGGUUUCAUUCAAUAACUUGAGAACCACCUGGCCAAGAACAUUCAAACUUUGUAGCAUGGUUAGGCUUAUGAAUUAGGUGACCCAUAAUUUUUUGGGCUCAGUAGGUAAAAGGUCAAGGUCACAGCCCUACCCUUCAAAACGAUUUCCGCCCAAUAACUUGACAACCAUGUGACCCAGGAACUUCAAACUUUAUAGUAUGAUGGGACUUAUGAAAUAGAUGAUCCUAUUGUUUUGGGGGUCAGUAAGUCGAAGGUCAAGUCACAGGGACCUGACCGUUGAAAACUGUUUCUACUUAAGAACUUGAAAAUCAGACCAUGAAUCUUCAGACUUGAUAGCAUGAUUGGGCUUAUGAAGAAUAUGACACCUGUAGUUUUGGGGGUCAGUAAAUCAAAAAUUGGCUUGAACCUCGGAAAACUGUUUCAACUCACUAACUUGAGAACCACUCAACCCAGAACCUGCUUAUAUGAUAGCAUGAUUGGGCUUAUGAAGUAGAUGACGCCUAUUUUGGGUGCCAUUAGGUCAAAGGUCAAGGGCUUACGGACCUGAAAAUUUAAAACUAUUCCUGCACGGAAACUUGAGAAUCACUGGAAAAAGAACAUUUAAACUUGAAUUCAUGAUUGGGUUUAAUGAAGAAGAAAGAUCCCUAUUGUUUUUAGGGUAAGUAAGUCAGAGGUCAAGGUUAGAGGAGCCUGAACCUUGAAAACUGUUUCAGCUCAAUAACUUGCAAGAACCACUUAACUCAUAAUCUUCAAACUUGAUGGCAUGAUUGGACUUAUGAAGUUGAUGACCUCUAUUAUUUUUGGGGCUAAUAGGUCAAAGGUCAAGGUCAUAGUGAUCAGGGGACUGAAAAUGGGAUGAACAAUCAUGGGUCCGGGCAUACAAGAUUUACAAUGAUCUUUUGUUGAAAGUGUAUCAGUAUUUGAAUAUAGAAAAAUAUGAUUAAGUGCCUUUGUAACAACAAAACUUCAGCCAGAAUGUGUGCCUGAACAGCAAACAUUUUGCUUUUCUUUUGUCAAGCUAAAUAUUAUAGGCACUUAGAAACUUUUAAGUGGUAGUGGUAAUGUUGAUGGUACCCAAAAAUGUUAUUUUUUGGAUUUAUCUUAUUUUCACCAUUUAUCUUCUUGUAGUUUUAUAAGAAGGAAAAAUAUAAAUACAUGUCUUGAGGUUUUAUUUGGAUUUUACUUUACAUUUUCAUUUUUAUUUUUGUUACAGUACAGAAGUAGUUAACUAAUUUAGUGCAUUUCCUAGUCUUGUACCAGCUUUGAAUGUAAUAAAAUGUAAAGAUAUUC
Molecule: messenger RNA, 9523 nt
Organism: Mercenaria mercenaria
Lineage: Eukaryota; Metazoa; Mollusca; Bivalvia; Venerida; Veneridae
Product: cysteine and glycine-rich protein 1-like
Exons: 7
Coding region: 890-1837 (315 amino acids)
Biological process (GO): muscle tissue development; sarcomere organization
Cellular component (GO): cytoplasm; Z disc; nucleus
Molecular function (GO): structural constituent of muscle; actinin binding
Source: RefSeq, a predicted model, not a curated record